Molecule: messenger RNA, 2205 nt
Organism: Spinacia oleracea (spinach)
Lineage: Eukaryota; Viridiplantae; Streptophyta; Magnoliopsida; Caryophyllales; Amaranthaceae
Product: MACPF domain-containing protein NSL1
Exons: 6
Coding region: 313-2136 (607 amino acids)
Biological process (GO): plant-type hypersensitive response; regulation of salicylic acid mediated signaling pathway
Cellular component (GO): plasma membrane
Source: RefSeq, a predicted model, not a curated record
AACAACUAAAAAACUGAAAUUCAAACAAUAAUCAAAGUUGGAGUCAAAACCAGAGGAACCUGCAUACGAAGCAGCAGAUUCCACCCAAAACACGCAUCAGCUUGACUGACUAUUCAACACUUAUCUUUCUCUCUCCUCCACAGUCUUCUUCUUCUUCUCUCUUUACUUUUAUCAUCAAUCACUCAAAUUCACACCCCUUUCCAGCAGCGCAGCCAUACCUUUAUUUAUUUCAGUACCACAAGACAAAUAUCCGGGUCAAUAAUUAUUUCAGUACUAUCUUUAAUUUUUUAGCUACCCGGAAAAACAAUAGAAAUGGGGAGUAUGAGAAAUAUGGACCCUCAAUCGGUAGCCGAGAGGGCAGUUCGAGUAAUCGGGUACGGGUAUGAUCUUACUACGGAUCUCCGAUUAUCGUCUUGUAAAGCUGGACCGUCUGAUUCAAGAUUGAUUGAAAUUGAUCAUAGAUUCAGUAGAGAUUUGGUUUUACCUGGUGGAGUUGUUGUACCUAAUGUUCCGUCUUCUAUUAAGUCGGAUAAGGGCGAGCGCACUCGAUUCCGGUCCGAUGUUCUGUCUUUUAAUCAGAUGUCGGAGCAUUUCAAUCAAGACCACUCCUUAUCUGGUAAAAUUCCUUCAGGCCAUUUCAAUGUGAUGUUCAGCUUCAAAGGGUGCUGGCAGAAAGAUGCAGGUGUAACAAAAUCCCUUGCCUUUGAUGGUUGUUUCAUCACGCUUUACACUAUAGAGCUUCCCAAAUCCCAUAUGACACUUACUGAAGAUAUCAAACGAGAAGUGCCUUUGUUAUGGGACCCUGUUUCCCUUGCUGCGUUCAUUGAAAAAUAUGGAACCCAUAUUGUUGUUGGGGUAAAGAUGGGAGGUAAAGAUGUAAUACAUAUCAAGCAGAAUAAAAGCUCCAACAUUGAACCAGCUGAGGUGCUGAAUAUACUCAAGAAGCUUGCUGAUGAAAGGUUUUCUGAAGAUUUACAGAAUAGUGGAGCUAAUGGAAAGCCAAAGAACAAAAACCGGACUAACUGGCAACUCCAAGCAUCUUUGGCUCAGUCAUUCAGACCUUCCGUCACUUCUCAUUCAAAGAACGAGGACCUUGUGAGUAUUGCAGUGCGAAGAGGAGGCAUUGAUCUCGGAACACACAAAGAGUGGCUUUCAACUAUAUCUGAGUCACCGAAUGUGAUAUCUAUGUCCUUUGUGCCCAUAACAACACUGUUAUCUGGAGUCCAGGGCUGUGGUUUUCUCAGUCAUGCCGUAAAUCUGUAUCUCAGAUAUAAACCUCCAAUUGAAGACCUUGCUGAAUUUCUUGAGUAUCAGUUGCCUCGGCAGUGGGCUCCAGCAUAUGGCGAUCUUCCAUUGACCCUUCGACGAAAGAAAGAUGCAUCACCGUCAUUGCCAUAUGGAUUAAUGGGUCCUAAGCUUUAUGUAAAUGUUGUGCCGGUGGAAACUGAAAAUAGACCUGUCACAGGAAUACGGCUUUUCCUGGAAGGUAAGAAGAGCGACCGUCUUGCAAUUCAUCUCCAGCAUCUUUCAUCUCUACCAAGGAUCAUCCAACUUUCUGAUGAUCACAGCAACCAACAUAGUGAUCAACAUCUCGAAAAAGACUACAUAGAACCUAUCAAGUGGAGUAUGUUUUCCCAUGUUUACACUGCCCCAGUUGAGCAUAAUCAUUUAUCCACUGAUGAUGCUGCCCCAAUUGUAACAAGGGCAUGGUUUGAGGUCAAAUCCAUGGGCAUGAAAAAGGUUCUCUUUUUGAGGUUAGGGUUUUCUAUGGUGACUUCUGCAAAACUUCGAAGAUCAGAGUGGGAUGAAUCAAACACCUUAUCUCGGAAAUCAGGGAUGUUUUCAAAGAUUAGUGGACGUUUUAGCGGGGCAUUAACCCCAUUACCGGAACCCCAGAAGCCAGAUAUAAACUCUGCCCUCUAUCCUGGCGGGCCUCCUGCUCCUUCUUCGGCACCAAAACUGUCAAAUAUUGUCGAUACCAAGGAAAUGAUAAGAGGCCCAGAAGACCAUCCUGGAUAUUGGGUGUUGACAGGAGCAAAGCUGUGUAUGUUGGGUGGAAAGAUCAGUAUGAAAGCAAAGUUUUCAUUGUUAACCAUGAUUACAGCAGAAGAUUCAGAGGAUUCAAUGUCUAUGUAAAUUUUGUCAUACAUUAGUCAGAUAUUUUUUGAUUAGUAUAUAAAUAGAAGUAUGUUGUGUUUAGGCCUA